This is a messenger RNA of Neopelma chrysocephalum (saffron-crested tyrant-manakin), 648 nucleotides long. Its product is annotated as structure-specific endonuclease subunit SLX1-like. Gene Ontology annotation, molecular function: 5'-flap endonuclease activity; crossover junction DNA endonuclease activity. Gene Ontology annotation, biological process: double-strand break repair via homologous recombination. The record is from RefSeq and is a predicted model, not a curated record. The transcript has 4 exons. NCBI's taxonomy places the organism in Eukaryota, Metazoa, Chordata, Aves, Passeriformes, Pipridae. Gene Ontology annotation, cellular component: Slx1-Slx4 complex. The coding region runs from base 1 to 648 and encodes 215 amino acids.
AUGACGUCACCACACAGGGAGAUGGAGCUCUUUGUCCACGGCUUCCCCUCGGACGUGGCGGCUCUGAGGUUUGAGUGGGCGUGGCAACACCCCUCCUCCUCCCGCCGCCUCCCGGCCCCGCCCACCCGCCGGCCCCGCAAGCAGCCAAUCAGCUUCGCCCUGCGGACCUUGCCCCGCCUCCUCCGGGCCCCGCCCUGGUCCCGCCUCCCCCUCAGGCUGCGAUGGCUCCGCCCCGGGCCACGCCCACCUCUGGACCCGGCCCCGCCCCCUCACGUCGCGAUAGAGGAAGGGGAGGGGCUUCCUCGGGUCAGGCCACGCCCGCGGAAGGGGCGGAGUCAGGGGGAGGAGGACACGCCCCCUCCGGAGAAAGCUCCGCCCAACAAUGGGUGUGACCUGUGUGGAGAGGCUCUGGCCACGCCCCCCCUGCGCUGUCCCCGCCCCCUUUGCCCCAUGGCCGCCCACCCCCCUUGUCUGGCCCAGCACUUCCUGCGCCCGGAGCCGCAGCAGCUCCUCCCAUUGGCUGGAACCUGCCCCAGGUGCCACGCCCACCUUCUUUGGGGGGAUCUGAUUCGUCGUCACCUGGGGGAGUACGAUGAGUGGGCGGGGCCUAGUGAUGACAUCACACUGCCAAGCUCCGCCCCCACGUGA